This is a messenger RNA of Candoia aspera, 6141 nucleotides long. RefSeq names its product papilin, proteoglycan like sulfated glycoprotein (gene PAPLN). The coding region runs from base 133 to 4236 and encodes 1367 amino acids. The transcript is spliced from 28 exons. The record is from RefSeq and is a predicted model, not a curated record. Gene Ontology annotation, biological process: extracellular matrix organization; proteolysis. Gene Ontology annotation, cellular component: extracellular matrix. NCBI's taxonomy places the organism in Eukaryota, Metazoa, Chordata, Lepidosauria, Squamata, Candoiidae. Gene Ontology annotation, molecular function: metalloendopeptidase activity; serine-type endopeptidase inhibitor activity.
AAGGCAGAGUGUCAGAGCCACUGACGGAGCUCCAAGUCUGGGAAGCUCUGGGUUCUUGGUCCUGUCACACUCCAGAAGUGGCAUCUCUGCACUUGGCCCUCAUCGACAAGCAGACCCCAGCAUCAGGACACAAUGGUAUUCUUAAUCCUACUGCUUACGAUGGCAGUGAUGACUCCAUCUACACUGGCAGCUCGAAAAGCAAAGAGGCAAAAUGACUUCUGGGGAAGUUGGGGAGAAUGGGGCGAAUGCAGCCGGAGCUGCGGUGGGGGUAUCAGUCUUCGGCAACGGCACUGCUACUCACGGAGGACAGAUGGUGGGUCCAAUUGCAUAGGAUCAACCCAAAGUUAUCGCUCAUGCAACAUUCAGGACUGCCCUGAGGGCUCCAGAGAUUUUCGAGCAGAACAAUGUGCUGAGUUUGAUGGGACAGAAUUUCAGGGGAAAAAAUACAAGUGGCUCCCUUACUAUGGAGCUCCCAAUAAAUGUGAACUAAACUGCAUCCCAAAGGGAGAAAAUUUCUACUUUCGGCAGAAAGAAGCGGUCACUGAUGGAACUCCCUGUGAGCCAGGGAAACGCGAUGUUUGUGUGGAGGGGACCUGCCACACUGUUGGCUGUGAUAAAAUGCUGGAUUCUUCCAAAAAGGAAGACAAGUGCCUGCAGUGCGGUGGGGAUGGAAGAGCUUGUUUUGAAGUUAAGGGGCUCUUUGAUGUGCCCAACCUCCCUAAAGGCUACAAUCAAAUCUUUGUCAUUCCGAUGGGAGCUACAAGUAUCUGGAUCAAGGAAGCAGCACCUACCAGGAACUUCCUGGCCAUCAAGAACGUACAAGGAACAUACUAUCUGAAUGGGCACUGGACAAUUGAGUUUAGCCGGGCCUUGCCUAUUGCUAGCACAGUGGUGCAUUAUGACAGAGGUUCAGAGGGGGAUCUGGCUCCAGAGCUUCUACAUGCCCGGGGCCCCAUCACUGAGCCUUUGAUUAUUGAGCUUAUCAGCCAGGAACCAAACCAAGGGGCACAUUAUGAAUACUAUUUGCCAUUCCAAAGGCAAACGUCAGGCUACAGCUGGGGCUACGGCUCCUGGAGUGACUGUAGCGCUGAAUGCGGUGGAGGUUAUCAGUCUCGCCUGGUGUUUUGCACCUUUGAUAAUGAAGCAUAUCCAGAUUAUAUGUGCAGAGAUAAACCAUGGCCAGGAAAUAAUCGAACCUGUGGCCUCCAGCCCUGCCCACAAACAAAACGGGUAUCUUACCUCUAUCUGCCGGGAGCAUGGAGCCGCAACAGAGCAUGGAACUUGCAAACAAAGAGCUGGAAAACUGGGGACUGGGGAGCUUGCUCUGCCACCUGCGGAGGGGGCAUUCAAAGCCGUUCCGUUUACUGUACCUCCUACGAUGGACAUCAUUUUCAGGAUGCUGUGGAUGAUACUGAAUGUGCAUCCUUAACAGAGAAGCCACACAGCACACAGCCUUGUGGCCUGCAGCGGUGUGCAACAUGGGUCACGGGUCCUUGGUCUGAGUGUUCAGUAAGCUGUGGUGCAGGUAUUCAAACCCGGACCGUAAGCUGCCGGGUUGAGCAGGGCCCUCAGAUUCUAGAUGUUGCUUGCUUGAGAGAACCAAAACCUCAGCACGCUCAGCCCUGUAUUGGGGAGAAUUGUAUACAGGAGAUUGGCUGGCACAUUGGAGACUGGGGAUUGUGCUCAAAAAGCUGCGGUUCUGGCAUCCGAACCCGCCAAGUCAUCUGUGCUGAUGGUGAUUCCAAAUUCUACAGCCAUGAGAUGUGCCAAGACAUCCAGCCACAGAUACCAACCAUGCUUGGGAGCUGCAACACACAGCCUUGUUACCUGCCUCAGCAGGUUCCCAGUAUGCAAGACAUCACAGGAUACAAUAUCAGUCGCCAGACAUUACUGACUCGCUACCACCCUGACCAAGGCACUGAAGUUUCUAGACAUGAAAGAAUAACUCAGGCUAGCUCUACUCGUCGCCAGUUCCAGCCAAAUGAGAGUCAUAGCUCCAACUUCUUACCUCUUCGAUGGGAAUCUUACUCAGGCCCCUCUGUGUCCCGUCACUCCAGUUCUUAUCAAAAUGGUGGUGGUGAUGUUCAGGACUGCAACCACACUCCUCAUGGCUGUUGUUCAGAUGGUCAUACUGCCGCAGCAGGUCCCUUUGGCCAAGGUUGCCCACUUGACUCUUGCCAUCUGAGCAGGUAUGGGUGCUGCCCUGAUGGAAUAUCACUUUCCCAUGGACCUAACCAAGAAGGGUGCACACAAUAUCACAGUGAUGUUUACGUGAACAGAAAUCCUGUUGCUCCCACUCCAACUGCAAGCCAAGUUUUGGCCCAGCAGGUGCCAACAGAGGAAUGCCGAGGUUCUACGUAUGGUUGUUGCUAUGACAACAUUGCCUCUGCUUUAGGGCCUCAAGGGGAAGGAUGUCCCACAAGACUCACCCAAUCUUAUCCUGUCCAGUGCCUGUUACCCAGCGCCCAUGGUCCCUGCACAGAUUGGACAACCCGUUGGUAUUUUGUAAGUGAUGUUGGAAAAUGCAAUCGCUUUUGGUAUGGAAGCUGCCAUGGGAAUAAAAACAACUUUGCUUCUGAAGAAGACUGCAUGAAAACAUGCCAUGGAUCAACGGGAAGAAGCCAUGUGAGUCUUCACCACCAUGUUGCAAUUCCUAACAUUCAUUCUAGUUCUCAACUGCAAGAAGGGAACAUAGACAAAAAGCCACAACAAUCUGGAAGAACCAUCAGUCACAGAACAGGAAAUGAAGGUGACGGUGGUAGGACUUUCCCCAGUCAAGCUGGCUCAGACACUCACUCAGCAGCAUUACAUCAUAGUGAGAGAGGCUGGAUGAGGACCAUGACCAAAGAUGGCUUAUCUGAGUCUGAGCAAGGAACUAGCAUACUAGAGAGCCAGCCAGAAAAUUCUCAUCACGCAAGAACUCUUGAGGAAAGAAGGGACCCAGCAGAUCAUUUGCAUGGUUUGAGAGAGACUUUGAUUUCUGGACACUCUGAAAAGCAGCUGACUGUGAAUGGUCAGACCAUUCAACAUGAGCGUGAAGAGUGGAGGAGGGAAUCUGGAGUAGAUGGAUUAACAGAGAAAAGAUUUGGGUAUCAAACUCCACCAGAUUCUACUUUUCAAUAUUCUCUGAACAGGAUCCUCUUGGAUGGAUCAGAGUCUUCUGCAGUGGAGGCAGGCUUAGGACAAAGCAUUCGUCUUCUCUGUAAGACAGGCAAUUCCCACUUGUCUAGAGUUGAAUGGCAGAAAGAUGGACAGCCGGUCUCAUCUGAUAGGCAUACCUACCAGUCUGACAACUCCUUGGUGAUUAGCCAGCUCAAGACCGAGGAUGCCGGGACCUACAUGUGCAUAAUUUCAAAUGGGAGGAUGGAACACAGACAGAUUGAGUUGCGGAUCAAAGAAAUGCCUCAAUCUACUCUCACCCAGGGAAGAAGGCAUCAACUUACUCAUGAUCAAAAUCACCAGCACAGUCUCUUUGGCAUGAGGGCUAAUGAUGGGUGGUCACGUGCUUCUUCUCUGCAUCCUCAAAUAACUUACAGGUUAAAAAUGUAUAAGAAUGAGCCUUCAGUACUUGAUGCCAGCAUUGGUGAGCAAGUCCGAUUGCCUUGCCGCGUAGAGGCUUCACCCUCUUUAACCAUUGAAUGGCAGAAGGAUGGCCGUCCUAUUUCAUCUCCGAGGCAUAGGCAGCAACCUGAUGGUGCCCUGCUGAUCAGUCGUCUGACAGCUGAAGAUGCCGGCUUCUUUACAUGUGUUGCUUCCAAUGGUCGAGACCAAGAUCAGAGAAAAGUUCAGAUUAGACCUAGAGGAGACUUGAGAAUUAUUGACCUGCUGCCCAGACUUUCUGUGUCUGAAGGGGAGAAUGCUCGUCUUCAUUGUGUUGUGACAGGCAACAAUGUAAACAUAAGAUGGUCAAGGAAUGGGGUUCCUGUAAGAUCAGAUGGUCAUCGUGUCCAUGUGUCUCAAGAUGGAAGCUUGUUUCUAAACAAGGUUCAGAUUGGUGAUGAGGGCUCCUAUACUUGUAAUGCCUACAGUGGCAGUCAUUCGGUCAGUGCCAGUACAGAUCUGAAAGUUAUCAAAAAGCGGCCAGAAGUGCCAGCAUCCCUCCCUGUGGACAUAAGCAGGGAAUGUGUUGAUCAGCCACACCUUGCUAACUGUGAUCUGAUUCUACAGGCUCAGCUCUGCAACAAUGAAUAUUAUUCCAGCUUCUGCUGUGCCAGCUGUUCUCGCCGCUAUGGCUGAGCCACAGGCUCGCCCCCUCCCCCUUGCAAUCCUGCUCCAGAAGAAAAGCAGCCAUUUCCAAUUUGUUUAUCAAGCAUAUACACGGGUAGUCGAUAUGGCUAAUGUGAGAACAGAUAGAGCUGUUGGCAGAAAUGGUAUCUCCACCUUCCUAAGCUGUAUGUUGUUUUGCAAGAGAAGCACCAAAUUCUCUAACAGCUGGCUGACCUUUUCAUUUAAGGAAACAAGGAAUUGUUUCACUAGCAAAGCUUAAACAAUACAGACAAGAAUCAAAAGUAAGUAGGAAAGUUGCUUCAAGAUAAAUCAAGGAUAGCAGAUGCAUUUUAAAUCAAACAUAAAAGCUAAAUUAAUGCCAGAAACCACUCAGAAGAAAAUCUGCUGACCACAUUUUUUGUGGAAAUUUAGCAUACUGACCUAGAAACUUGUUUCCUGCAGUUAUUUCAAAUGUCCCUACAGUUUAGCUUUAAACAGCUAUAAGCAGACAAUGAUUGUUUUUUCAGCAGAUACAGGAAACUAUUAAUCCUGAGUUACUAGCAGCAGCAAAUAACAUUUAAUAUCUGUUGGAACUAUAUAGAACUCAGAAGUAACCGAAGAGGAAAAUGCAAAGAAACAUGGCAGGGUUUUGUACUUCAGAUACUCUUAAAACAGCAAGGCUGUAUUUCUUGGAGUAAGUCCAUUAAACAGUGAUCCUUUCUUCCAAUUAAACAUGUGUACAAUUGCAUUAAGGCCUUUGAAGAAGAAAACAGAGUCUGUUGUACCUCUUCUACAUAAACGUAAACACCAGAGGACUGUGCAAUGUGAGAGCAGUGGUGUUUCCAGAAUCUCACAACUACUGCAGCCACGCAAUCCCCAAAAGAGAUGUCACUGCUUUAAUGAGUCACGGACAAGUACUGAAUUUGCACUCUUGCAUGUUCCAAAGCACUGUUCAGCCCCACCAGAGUACAAGGCAUCACAAGAGAGAGCUAAUUCGUUGUUGAUGCCUCAGAAUCCUGGAAGGCCGUGUCUUGCCUUUUUGAUUAUCCCAUCCCAUGUGCCAGAUUGUUUAAUAUAAGGAUGGCCCUUGGCACUAUGGAAGUUCAAGUUGGAGUUCAAACUGCAAUAUCUCUGCAGUCUCAAUGGUUGACUAUAAACACAUUCUGUGGAGCAAGACAGGAAACAUUCCAAACCAAAUUCAUAAGGGAAACCUGUACGUGUUAACUACAAUUUUGUCAAUUAUACUAGCUUAUCCGCAACCUUUAAGGACUAGAAGAAAAUUUAUUGUGUCUCAAAGGUUGUGGAUAAGCUAGUAUAAUUUCCUUUAAAUGCAAAAGACAGGAAAUGCCAACUUUAUUGGAAAAUCUACAGCUUUUUUUCCUCACACAAGAUUCCUGCUAUAGCUUUCAGCCCACUAUUAUGGACUCAAUUAACAUGAAACUUCCCAGAUUUUAGGUAGCUCAAAAUCUAAUUUCCUUCAGAAACGAAGUAGAUCUAUAAUACAAUGCUACUUUUGGAUUUGCUUCCAGGAAAAACAGAUAUGAGAAUCUGCCAGGUUUAUACUAAUAAGACAAUCAUACUACAUGAAUUUUCAGACAUCUGGGGGCAAAUAUUCUGACAGUUGGGUUCCUCCAUUACAAGUUGCAGACACAUGAAUAUAUAUCACCAAAUAAUGAAAAAGAAAAUUCCAAGAACAUAUCUAUGGUUUUUUUAAUCACUUGACUAUACAAUGGGACUAUCUUUACUGAAAAUGUGAAACAUUUAUCAAUUGCUCCUGUAAAAAAUGAACAAACCAGUAUUUACAGCACAUUAUGCAGAAUGUUUAGUAACAGGAACAAUGCAAUCUUCUGCAUAUUACCUGCAACUUAGAACUGUUGGGUGCCAGAUGAACUAGGUAACAAGUUUUUCAGCUUGUUCAAUAAAGGUGCAAAUUAA